AUGAUGUCCAAAACCAAGAAUUCAAGUAUCACUUCAUUCUUCAAAUCAACAACUCAACCUAAACCAACACCAACACCAACACCAAUUAUCAUCAUAGAAGAAGAAGACGAAGAAGAUCAAACCAAAUCGAAUCAACUUCAAUCUUCUACUACUUCUUCAAACCAUCAUUCAUUCCAACCUCAAAAUCCUAAACCAAACAAUAAAUCAAAACAAUCGAACCCCAACACCUGUUCAACCAAACCUACCGAUGAAGAUGACGAAAUCCAAUUUAUUUCAAUCACAAAACCACCAGAACCCAAAUCGAAUCCUAAACCCAAACCGAAACCGAAAUCGAAACCCAAUCAAACUUUCUUAACCUUUGCAGAAUUAGAAGCCAUACGAAAAUCAAAACAAUCAUCAAAACUAAUAGCCACAGAAGCAAGUUGGCCAACCGAUUCACUACAACACAAUCGAGAAUCAUAUCAAUCUUAUUCUACUCAUCAUCAUCUAUCUGAAAUUCCGGUUCAUCAUCCACUCAAAUUCAAAAAAGGAAAAUCAAAACCCAAGACGCGUUUUACAGAAGAAUUAAAAUUAGAUGAAAUUACGUUCUCUGAACCAUUGUUUCCUUCCAACAAAUUACCAAGACUUGAACGAUUAGAUUUAGUUGAACCCUCACAAUUGAUUUCGGAUUUACAAACCAAUUCGGUUUAUCAAAGCCCUUUGAUUUCUAGAAUCUUGAACUUUUUGAAACCUUUACCUCAUCAAACUUCUAUUAGGUUUGAUCAUCCUUCUUUACAAAGACAACAUCAUAGGUCUUCCGCUUCUUCUUCUUUACUAUGGACUCAAAAAUAUGCUCCUAAAAGUUCUUUGGAGGUUCUGGGAGAACAGAAUUUGAAAAAUGUUCAGAUUCUCAAGGCUUGGUUGAAAGAGAUUGCCCUGAAGGAAGCAGAUUCACAAGAUCCUUCUGUAUCUCAACAAUCCAAAACCAGUCAUGGAAAAAAAUCAAAACGAUCAUCUAAUCAUUCCAACAAGACCGGUUCACAGAAACGUACGAUCACUCGAAAAGUAGAUCGAAAAAGUAAAAGAAGAAGAAUGAAUGAUGAGGAUGAGGAUGAUAUACGGGAUUUCAUAGUGGAAUCAGAUGAUGAAGAUUCCGACACGAUUUAUGCAAAAGAUGUAGAUGUAUUGGAUUUUGAAGAAGACCAAAGUGAAGAAGAGAUCAGUAUGAAUAAAUCACCGAGAAAACGAAUCGGAUCAUUUAAAUUUGGAUCUACUUCCAUCGAAACCAUCAACACACCAGAAAAGAUUGAAGAACCUAAGAUCGAGUUUGAGAAUUUAACAAAUCUAAUGUUAUUAACUGGACCGACUGGGAUAGGUAAAACUUCAUCUGUUUAUGCACUGGCCAAUGAAAUCGGUUGGGAUGUCUUUGAACUGAAUUCAGGAGUCUUAAGAAAUCGUAAAGAGAUUGAAAGAUUAGUUGGUGAUGUAGCUAGGAAUCAUGUUUUACCUAAUUCUUCGAAUCAUCAACCUAUCAAAUCUACCACCAAAAAGAAAGUGGAAAAUCCAAAAGGAAAACUUGGGAAUCUGUUUAGUGAAAUGAUGAAAGGAGAAAAAGGUAAGAAAGAUCCAAUCGAAACCAAAGAGAAUGAUUCGAACUCAUCGAUGGUGGAAGAAGUCGAAAUCAAAUUGAAUGGAACUACCAAACAAACUUUGAUUUUAUUAGAAGAAGUGGAUGUAGUCUAUCAACAAGAUAAAGAGUUUUGGUUAGGCGUCAUUCAAUUAAUUUCACAAUCUAUGAGACCCGUGAUCAUGACGUGUAACGAUCGAAACGUUUUACCAACCGAAAGCUUACCUAUUCAAGAUUGUUUAGAAUUCACAUCACCAUCGAUUGAAGAAGCUACCGGUUUGAUGAAAGUGAUUUGUUUGAAUGAAGGUCAUUUGAUCGAUCAUCGAACUUUACAAAGCUUUUAUUCAUCUGAACAUCAGUAUCGAAAACCGAUUGAGAUGGGAAUCGAAUCAGAAAUGGAAGGAAUGGAUCUAAGGAGAUCUUUGAAUAUGUUACAGUUUUGGUGUCAAUGGGCAAUCGGAUGUAAGAUGGGAGGUGUGAGUUGGUUAGAUUUGAAAUCUGAUAAAGAAAGCAAAAUGUUGUUUUCUUCAAAUUCGUUACCUAUCUCUAGAAUCGAACAAGAUUUAAGUGAAAUGAGUGUUGAAGAACGAAUUAAAGAGAUGGAUAAGAAAGAUUAUCAGGGUUUGCAGGGUUUGUGGGAUGGAUUGGAUUUGUUUGAAAAAACUGUCAAGGGUUUGGAAAUCAGAUCGUUUGUGGAUGGGUUUAUUGAUAAACGUGAAAAAGUACAAAUUCAAAACUUUGAAUGGGAUUUAAAUGUAGAUGAAACUGAUGAGAUCGUCUUACCAAACCUAACGAAAUGGUUAGAAAAAGAUGAGUUUAAUGAGUUUUGUUAUAGAGAAAGUUUAGCAAGUGAUGAUCAAGAAAGAAUGAAUGCCAUUCAGAUUAGAAUGAAGUUAAUUGGAAUCCUAGAUGAAUUUGAUGAAAGGAAAUUCCAAAUCGAAAGGUAA
Molecule: messenger RNA, 2553 nt
Organism: Melampsora larici-populina 98AG31
Lineage: Eukaryota; Fungi; Basidiomycota; Pucciniomycetes; Pucciniales; Melampsoraceae
Exons: 3
Coding region: 1-2553 (850 amino acids)
Cellular component (GO): nucleus
Molecular function (GO): DNA binding; ATP binding; ATP hydrolysis activity
Source: RefSeq, a predicted model, not a curated record